GUGAGUUGAGGUAUGCGGUAAACGUUGUUGGGCAGAUUUUUGUUGUGGGAUUAUCGCUUAAAGAGAAAAAUUCGCUUGGGUUCCAAAAAUAUAUGAACUUUUUUUAAUAAUAAAAUGUGCUAAAACUGCUGCGCGUUGCCGCUAGUAAUCAUUCACUUUUUACUGCUUCUCUUUUUUACACGAAAAUUAUCAAAACGGUUGCGGAUGAAUGGGUAAAUGAGCGGAACCGCGUACACACGAAGACAGACUCCAGUUGAAUUGUCGAGUGACUUUUUCGGAGAGCCGCACACUAAACAUCCAACAUUGGCGCUUUGAGUAUUGUGGAUUGGCGGCUACUAUCCAAUUAUUGUGCUGUGGUCGGUCAGCAUUUGUUUUGCCGAUUUAUUUGUGUCGCGACUUUGUGUUGGUCUCGGUGUUUUUCCACCUUUUCGUCGCGUUUCGUGUAUUUUUGGUUUAUUUUGUUGUGAUUUAAUUUCCAUUUCUUAAUAUUAUUAAUUGGCAUAAUAAUACAUAUACAUGCGUCAAGUGUGAGCAAUUGUAUUGAAAUUAAAAGUCACUGAAGUAUGUAACAAGCCAUCCACAUCCACUUCACACCUGCAUCUGAUAAGCAGCACGUAUGAGAGUAGGAGAAAUCCACGUACUCUACAGCACAUAGCCGAAUUUCAAGUGUAUAAAAACAAAAUGUACUUUGGGUAAUGACUUGUUAAUUUUGUUUGCUAUAGUUCACAUGCAGUGAAGUAAAUAUAUAUAUAUAUAUGUAUGUAUGUGUGUACCUAUAUCUAAAUAAACUGUAUUAAGCCGCGUAUCCACAAUGCAUCCGUGUAACAGCAAUUGUGUAAUAAUAUUUUGCGGCGUUUUCUUUGCCGCAGUGUCGGCUUUAACAACGACAGCGCAGCAACAGGUUGCAGCAUACAACACAACGGGCGCGAACAGUAAGCGGGCGGCACGUAUAGCUGCCCCCAACUGGCAUGCGAAAUUCACACCCCAACAGUUGGAAAUGCAUAUGAGCACCAGUACUGAAGUGUUGCUGGAGCUUACAGAUUUGCCACUGGACGCCACAUUUGAAGUACUGAGCGAAAACCCUCAACUGGCCCGUGUAGAAUACCUCAUUCCCGCCGAUGUGAUUAAUCCCGAAACACUUGUCUGGCGCGGCAACAUCACAGUCGAUGCUAUCUUCCUUGGCUCCACCAAAGUCUAUGUGCGUCGCGUCAACACGACCGAAAGCGCCGAAGGCACACUCACUCUCACGAUCAUACGACAAACGCGUAUCAUCGAUCAUGUCUUCACUGGCUCUGUGGCGUUGCUCGUCUCCCUACUGUAUAUCAAUUUUGGCGCUGCCUUGGAUGUGACGGUGCUGCGCAGCUUACUGGCGCGACCGGUCGCGCCCAUCAUUGGCUUUCUGACGCAAUUCAUUAUAAUGCCACUACUAGGCUAUGGGCUGGGUGUGCUAUGCUUUCCCGAUUCACCAGAAUUGCAGUUGGGGCUCUUUUUUACGGGUGUCUCACCGAGUGGUGGUGCAUCGAAUAUCUGGGCUGUCAUAUUAGGUGGCAACAUAAAUCUAUCCGUGCUGAUGACCACAAUCAGCAAUUUCGCCGCCUUUGGCAUGAUGCCAUUGUGGAUUUUCACGCUGGGUCAGCUAAUCUUCGAUCGUGCCAAUAUUACGGUGCCUUACGAAAAUAUCGCAACAUUUGCAGUGGCGCUGGUAGUGCCGCUCGCCAUCGGCUUGGCCAUACAACGUUGGUCACCACGCCUCACGCGUGUGCUGGUGCGCUUGCUCAGGCCAAUUUCCACUUGUCUGAUACUUUUCAUUAUUGUAUUUGCCAUCAUAACCAAUCUCUACUUGUUUGAGUUGUUCUCGUGGCAGAUUAUACUUGCCGGUUUGGCACUGCCUUGGAUGGGCUACAUAUUAGCCUGGUGCGCGGCCAAAGCUUUGAGGCGCAACGCCGUCGAUGCGCUAACCAUUGCCAUUGAGACGGGCAUACAAAACACCGGCAUUGCGAUAUUCCUAUUGCGUUUCAGUUUGCCACAACCGGAAGCCGAUCUAACCACAGUCAUACCUGUCUCCGUGGCCAUAUUAACACCCAUCCCACUGCUUGGCCUGUACAUCUACAAGCGCUGCGCCGAACGUGGCAUUGUGGAGGGACAACUGGAUACCCAAAACGUUACGCCAACGCAUAGAAAUUAGCGGAAUCGUGCAAGCCAGACUGAAAUCGGUACACAUCACAUCUUAGAUAUUCCAUGGGUUGAAAGGGCUUCCAAAAAGCGCUUGCGCAUUUCAUUGUUGUUUGCGAUUUUAGUGAAGUUAAAAAUUCGAAAAAAAAAAAAUCAUAGAGAAUUAGUCACUAGCGCAUAUCGCGGAGACUUGUUGAAAGCGCGACAACAAUAAUAAAAGCUUUAAAAA
Molecule: messenger RNA, 2401 nt
Organism: Anastrepha ludens (Mexican fruit fly)
Lineage: Eukaryota; Metazoa; Arthropoda; Insecta; Diptera; Tephritidae
Product: P3 protein
Exons: 3
Coding region: 812-2185 (457 amino acids)
Cellular component (GO): membrane
Source: RefSeq, a predicted model, not a curated record